This is a messenger RNA of Neogale vison (American mink), 441 nucleotides long. Its product is annotated as succinate dehydrogenase cytochrome b560 subunit, mitochondrial-like. Gene Ontology annotation, biological process: mitochondrial electron transport, succinate to ubiquinone; tricarboxylic acid cycle. The transcript is spliced from 2 exons. Lineage: Eukaryota; Metazoa; Chordata; Mammalia; Carnivora; Mustelidae. Gene Ontology annotation, cellular component: membrane. Gene Ontology annotation, molecular function: succinate dehydrogenase activity; electron transfer activity. The record is from RefSeq and is a predicted model, not a curated record.
AUGGCUGUGCUCUUGUUGAGACAUGUUGGCUCUCAUUGCCUCUGUGCCCAUCUAAGUCCUAGGCUCUGUAACAGAAAUGCUGCUCUUCCCAUGGCAAUAUCCCUUUGGCACUCUGGUAUUGGUAUGACCUUGAGUACAGAGGUCUUUCUCUUUGGCUUGUUGGCCCUCUUGGCUCUUGGCAACUUUCAAUCUUAUUUGGAACUUGUAAAGACCCUGUGUCUGGGGACAUCACUGAUCUACACAGCCGAAUUUGUGCUUGUCUUCCCUCUCAUGUAUCAUACCUAGAAUGGGAUCUAACACUUGAUGUGGAACCUAAAGAAAGGCCUGAGGAUUCCCCAGCUAUACCAAUCUGGAGUGGUUGUCUUGGUUCUUACUGGAUUGUCCUCUGCAGGGCUGACAGCCAUGUUAAGAGCUGAAGAUCCUAUCAAUGUCUUUCUAUAA